Sardina pilchardus (European sardine) is the source of this 648-nucleotide messenger RNA. RefSeq names its product fibroblast growth factor 17 (gene fgf17). The transcript is spliced from 6 exons. NCBI's taxonomy places the organism in Eukaryota, Metazoa, Chordata, Actinopteri, Clupeiformes, Clupeidae. Gene Ontology annotation, cellular component: cytoplasm. Gene Ontology annotation, molecular function: growth factor activity; fibroblast growth factor receptor binding. Bases 1 to 648 code for a protein of 215 amino acids. The record is from RefSeq and is a predicted model, not a curated record. Gene Ontology annotation, biological process: positive regulation of protein phosphorylation; cell differentiation; regulation of cell migration.
AUGUAUGGGAUCAAUCAGCACUGUUUUUACUUAUCCUUUCACUUCUUCGUGGUGUGGUGCCAUGCACAGGGGGAGAAUCACCCUUCUCCUAAUUUUAACCAGUAUGUGAGGGAACAGGGGACGUUGACGGACCAGCUUAGCCGGCGCCAGGUCCGAGUUUACCAGCUCUACAGCCGGACCAGCGGGAAGCACGUCCAGAUACAGGGCCGGAGAGUCACCGCUACAGCCGAGGAUGGCAACAAUUUUGCAAGGUUGUUUGUGGAGACAGACACCUUUGGAAGCAGGGUUCGCAUCAAAGGUGCUGAAAGUGGGCGAUAUCUAUGUAUGAAUCGUCGUGGGAAACUGGUUGGGAAGAAAGCCAGUGGUAGAGGCAGAGACUGUAUCUUCACAGAGAUCGUCCUGGAGAACAACUACACGGCCUUCCAGAAUGCCAGGUACGAGGGCUGGUACAUGGCCUUCACCAGGAAAGGCCGGCCCAUCAAGGCCUCCAAGACCAGGCAGAACCAGAGGGAGGUGCAUUUCAUCAAGAGACUCCACAAGGGCCCACCGCCAUUCCCCAACACAGACCGACUCAAACACUUUGAGUUCAUCAGCUUCCCACCGACACGCAGAGCCAAGCGGAACAGGAAGCCUCACAAAGUUGAAUGA